Molecule: messenger RNA, 650 nt
Organism: Brassica napus (rape)
Lineage: Eukaryota; Viridiplantae; Streptophyta; Magnoliopsida; Brassicales; Brassicaceae
Product: ubiquitin carboxyl-terminal hydrolase MINDY-1-like
Exons: 4
Coding region: 204-650 (148 amino acids)
Biological process (GO): protein K48-linked deubiquitination
Cellular component (GO): cytosol; cell periphery
Molecular function (GO): K48-linked deubiquitinase activity; cysteine-type carboxypeptidase activity; cysteine-type deubiquitinase activity
Source: RefSeq, a predicted model, not a curated record
UUUCGGUUUGGUUAGUCCCGGUUUUGUAUCGUGGCCAAACCUUUCGAAAAUCAAUACUCUCGUUGCUUACUUCACUCUUCCUUUAGCUUUGAAUCAAUUUCUUCAUAAAUUCCACAAAAGGAAAAAAAUCAUCUUCUUCGAUUGAAACUGACUUUGACGUAAGAGGAGACGAUUCAUCAAAGCACUUUGUGAAGGAAGAGUCAAUGGCGAUCGAUUUCUCCCAACUUCCUCCUCCGACUUCGGAUUUUCCCGCCAAAAAGAAGCAGACGAAUCCGGCCUCCUCGCAGAACGAAGCUCCGAAGAAUCUCACUCACAAGACGAAGGAGAUGAAGUUUCGUAAGCGAGAUCGGCAGAUCGUUCUCCAGAACGAGAACGGACCUUGUCCUCUGAUCGCCAUUUGUAACGUUCUGCUCUUGAGAAACGAGAUGAAUCUAUAUCCUGAGCGAUUCCAAGUACCUCAAGAGAGGCUGCUGAGUCUCGUGGCAGACGUACUGUUUGAUAACGAUGAUGAUGAGUUUACUGAGAACCAGCAACAGAGAAUCGCUGAUGCCGUUAAUCUCCUUCCACGUUUGGCGGAUGGCAUUAAUGUCAAUAUUAGAUUCAGGAGGAUUGAUGACUUUGAGGCACGAUUUCAAGAGUUUAUACAUUAA